CUGUCCGCUGACCCUAGGGUAUCCUGGCAGCGGCGAGGCUGUGUUAGUUUAUAUUAUAUAUUUUGAUAUAUUAUUAUUGUUAUAUUUUGUUCGUGUUGUCGUUUGCUGGUGUCCGCUCCUGACGGUCGCUGCACAACGCUUAUAACGUGCCCACUUUGACACACGCAGGCUAUUCGCCCCUAUGAACACAUCGCUCAACUCGCAGCACUUCAUAGAUGUUAGUUGGAAUACUAAAACCACUAGGGAUACUAUGUUCCUACAUAUUUAAAGCCAUGGGACAAAGCUUGGUCGUAGGCUCCGAGCGGACUACCAGGCGCAAGAAACCAAAAGCCGAUGGCAAAUUGGAUCCACCGACCGUGUCACUCACGGCCGCUUCUGUGACGGAUUUAGAUAGUAUAUCACAACAUCAUCUCGUUUACAAAAAAAUGGAACAGUUGAUGGAUCGCAUGCAAGAUGAAAAUUCAGGGAUUCUCGUGCGUACCAUCAACAAAUUUCGAGCAAAAGUACCUUCGGUGUUUACUGGCUGUGAUUUAGUACAAUGGAUAAUGGCAAAUUUAGAUGUCGAUACUCAAGUAGAAGCACUGUACCUAGCCAACUUAUUAGCCUCGCAUGGUUAUUUAUUUCCAAUUGAUGAUCAUUUGUUAAAUGUUAAAAACGAUGGAUCGUAUUACCGAUUUCAAACACCGUAUUAUUGGCCAUCCAAUAUAUUUGAACCAGAAAACACAGACUAUGCUGUGUAUUUAUGCAAAAGAACCAUGCAAAAUAAAACACGUCUAGAGUUAGCUGAUUAUGAAGCAGAAAAUUUAGCAAAAUUACAAACUGUAUUAUCAAAAAAAUGGGAAUUUGUUUUUAUGCAAGCUGAAGCUCAGAGCAAAGUUGAUAAAAAACGAGAUCGGAUGGAAAGAAAAAUUCUAGACAGUCAAGAGAGAGCUUUCUGGGAUGUUCAUCGACCAAUGCCUGGUACUGUAAUAACUACAGAAGUGGAUUAUAGAAAAUUAAAAAGAUACAAAGAAUUAAUUGCAUUACCUAAUGGAGACAUUAAUAACAUGUUGCCGAUACAAGUACCUUUGAAACCAAAUAUAAAUAAACCAACAGUGGAAUCAUUGAAAAAAGAUAUUACUGCUAUGCGUUUGAAACUUGAUCGGCGUAACAUAAAGCUAUCAAAAAUAGCAGAUACGUAUAUUACUUAUUUUGAGCAAUACGCAGAAUAUGAUGCGUUUUUUACACCACCGGAAUUUUCCAACCCAUGGUUGUUGGAUAAUGUUGAAGUAUGGGAUACAGACAAAAACUCAAAAGAAGUUACUGUCCGUAGAAUUAAAAGAUGGGCAUUCAGUUUAAAAGAACUACUAGCCGAUCCAGCUGGUAAAGAGCAUUUUAAACAGUUUUUGGAAAAAGAGUUUAGCUGUGAAAAUCUAAAAUUUUGGGAAGCUGUACAGAAUCUCAAAAAAUUACCACAAAGUCAAGUUCCAGAAGCGGCCCAAGAAAUUUGGACUGAGUAUUUAAGUGGUGAUUCGUUGAACAUUGAUUCUCAAUCAAGAGAAUUGAGCAGGAAAAAUAUGUCGACUCCUGAUAGAUGGUCGUUUGACAUUGCUGCUGUUCAUGUUUACCAUUUAAUGAAAAGUGACAGUUACCAGAGGUAUAUAAGAUCAGAAAUGUAUAAAGAAUACCUUAACACUUCUAAGAAAAAGACUUCCAUGAAAGGCAUUAGGUCAAUAGUAUCUUUUUCAGGAAAAAGAGAUAUUUUUCCAUCGUGAUGUUACAUGUAUUUUAAACUAUUCAAAAUAUUUAUUCAUCAAAAAGUCCAAAUGUAUAAUUUUAUAUUUUUUUUAAGAAGUUACAAUUACUUUUUGUUUAUAAUUUAGUUUGGCUUUUAAAAAAUAUAUUGUAUUAAUAAGUAAAAAUAAAUUUGUUAUACUAAUGAGCCUUUUAUAGUACGUUAAAUAUUUUUUUUAUGGUGAUUUAUGUUCCUAUAUUGUGAAAAUUUCUGAUGUUUAUUAUACACUAUUGUAUUUCUGUUGUACAAUUUGAUAUUAUAUGUCUUUAUUUAAAAUGUUUAUUAUUAAAUGGUAACAGUGUCCUUUAUAAUAAUAAUUGUUAA
This is a messenger RNA of Adelges cooleyi (spruce gall adelgid), 2098 nucleotides long. Its product is annotated as regulator of G-protein signaling 7-like. The record is from RefSeq and is a predicted model, not a curated record. Gene Ontology annotation, biological process: intracellular signal transduction; regulation of G protein-coupled receptor signaling pathway; G protein-coupled receptor signaling pathway. The transcript is spliced from 13 exons. Bases 216 to 1754 code for a protein of 512 amino acids. NCBI's taxonomy places the organism in Eukaryota, Metazoa, Arthropoda, Insecta, Hemiptera, Adelgidae.